UAUGGACAAGAACUAGGAUGUUUCCGUGCGUCGCUUUUAAUCUCCACAGACUUUAAAAGACUCGCUGCCUAUAUAUACAUAUUUCCAGAACGCCCAAUUCAAACACUACACCCCAUUCCCCUUUCUAGAGCGCUAAUAUAAAAUUUCCACAUUUUGCAAAAACUCAGCAAAAUUAUCUCUGUCCAUUUCGUCAAUUCCUUCUCACCAGCCCUUAAAAGUCCAAAAAACAAAAUUCACUUCUCCAGUUCUCCACCACAAGUUUAUAUCCCCUGCUUCAAUUUUCUGCUUUGAGAAAUUGACCAAAGGGGGGUAAAGAUCAAAGAUAUGGCCUGCAAAUAUGUUCUUCCUGGCUGCUUUAAGGCCAAGCCUUUUUCUGAAGACAUUAAAGAUUCUGGGUACAAGAGGCUAUCUAUUUCCGACUUGAGUGAUCCCAGUUUCCGGCUAUCUGCCAGUGAUCUGUCCUCGAAUUCUGUCAUAGGUUCGAGUCUUCAUGUGUUUAGUCUGGCGGAGCUGAGGGUGAUCACCAGCGACUUCUCGCCGGAGAAUUUCCUCGGCGGCGGAGGGUUUGGCCCCGUGCAUAAAGGCUUCAUUGAUGACAAGUGCAGGCCUGGCUUGGAGGCUCAACCUGUUGCAGUUAAGUCUCUGGAUUUGGAGGGGCCUCAGGGUCACAGUGAAUGGCUGGCUGAAGUGGUCAUCCUCAGCCAAUUGAAGCAUCCCCAUUUGGUGAAACUGAUUGGAUAUUGCUGGGAAGAUGAGCACAGGCUUCUUGUUUAUGAGUACAUGCCCAAAGGAAGUCUGGAGAGUCAAUUAUUUAGAAAGUAUUCUGCUAGCUUGCCAUGGAUGACCAGAAUCAAAAUCGCCGUUGGGGCUGCGAGGGGUUUGGCUUUUCUCCACGGGGAAGUGAAACCGGUUAUAUAUCGCGACUUCAAGGCUGCAAACAUUUUGCUAGACUCUGAUUACACAGCCAAGCUCUCCGAUUUCGGGCUAGCAAAGGAUGGCCAGGAAGGAGACGAUGCACUUGUCACGCCGCGUGUCAUGGGCACGAGCGGUUAUGUUGCACCCGAAUACGUUAAGACAGGUGAAUUGUCGACUAGGAGUGACGUAUAUAGUUUCGGAGUAGUUCUGUUAGAGCUGAUAACGGGGCGUUUUGUAGUGGACGAGAAGAGGCUCAAUAGGAGGGGCUUGGUGGAAUGGGCUAAGCCGUUCUUGAAGGACCCACUCAAGCUUGACAUGAUUAUGGACCCGAGACUCGAAUUUGAAUACUCGGUGGAGGGUGCCAAGAAGGUGGCUGCAUUGGCACGUCGAUGCUUGAGCCGCCGCCCCAAGUGCAGACCUACAAUGAAUCGCGUGGUCAAGAUCCUUGAGACGGUCUUGGAGAUGAAGACAAUAGUGAUAGCUCCAUUUGUUUACAUGGUUCCCCCUGAAUGCCUAGAGGAAUCAAAGUAUACAACAAAAGUUCAUGCAGACAAAACAAAGUUAGAACACCAGGAGAAAAUAUGCAAUAAUAGAGUUGAGAGUGCAGCAGCCUAUUCUGAAACUAGUUUAUACACAGCUUUUAGGAAAGAGUUAAAAUCUGCAAAUAGGCACAAGGAACCAAGGAAAAUACAUCCCAAGAAUUCAUAAGUAGAUAAUCCUAUAUUUUAUUUAUCA
Molecule: messenger RNA, 1650 nt
Organism: Ipomoea triloba (trilobed morning glory)
Lineage: Eukaryota; Viridiplantae; Streptophyta; Magnoliopsida; Solanales; Convolvulaceae
Product: serine/threonine-protein kinase RIPK-like
Exons: 5
Coding region: 325-1623 (432 amino acids)
Biological process (GO): protein phosphorylation
Molecular function (GO): protein kinase activity; ATP binding
Source: RefSeq, a predicted model, not a curated record